AGAUUCUUAAAAAGCCCAUCUUUACAAAAUCGAAAGAGCCAGCGAAAAACCCUAGACAACGAAACAUUUCACUCUUCUUCUCUUCCACCCUCUCCGAUUCUCAGGCGAAGAUUUUAUUCACAUUUUCCGGUGAUCUUCUCGUGUCCGUCCAAAUUUCAGUAGUUCCUUUGUGAAGACUUACUUGAUCGGAAAAAAAAAAUGAAGCCAGUAAUAGGCACAGUGGUAUCGAACAAGAUGCAGAAAUCGGUAGUCGUCGCCGUCGAUAGACUCUUCCACAACAAACUCUACAAUCGCUACGUCAAGCGCACUUCCAAAUUCAUGGCUCACGACGACAAAGACGCCUGCAACAUCGGCGAUCGAGUGAAGUUAGAUCCAUCAAGGCCAUUGAGCAAGAAUAAGCAUUGGGUUGUUGCUGAAAUCAUCAAAAAAGCUCGAAUCUAUUCUCCGGAGGCGGCUGCUGCUGCUGUUGCUUCUUCUUCUGCUUCCUCUGCCUCCAUUGCUGACUCUUCUGCUCAGUCUCAGAUUCCUCCAUCAUCUACUUCUUAAGCUAAUGAUGCCUCGAGAGCUUGAGUUCGAUUGAUAAUCUGGUCCAACCGCGAGCCGAUCGUCUCCUCCGUAACACGAUCUAACUCCGAAGCAUUCACUACCUCUGGAUCGUUCUGCAACACACGAGAUCUCAACUCCACCACCAUUUUUUCCGAGCACCGAAUGGCUCUAAUACUAGUGAUAACGGGAAACCGAUGAGGAAGAUUAAAAUGAACUUCUGAAUUUAUGAAGGGUAAAUGGAUACAACGUUCGCAAGUAACGCAACACCACUUCUCAUCUGCAAGAGUCUCAAAGAGAGAUCCAGCAAAACGAUGAGGAAGAGUCCAAAGACUUCUAGAAGAAGCUACAACAAAGAAUCAGAUUUUCAUAUAUAAAAGUGUGAGCCUAACAAUUGCUCUUUAUACUAAAGAAGAUAAACAGUGUCAACAACAGCUUCCGUCACCGUUAGUCCUUCUCCACCUCAUCACCACACACGUAUCUUCCAACUUGCACAAUCCACACGUGCGAGGCUUGAUCUUCUAGAAAGCUAUAUUAUAUUGUUGGUAAUGGACUAUCUACUCUCAAAGCUUUGUGCGUUUCUAAGCUCGAAGAAGGCCUACAUAUCUAGCUUGGUUUAAGAGUUAAGACCAUAAUAUUAUAGCUUAACUUCUCGAUAUUUCUCUAAACUACUUUCACUUAAGGGAUGCACUUGAUGUAACACGGAUUUUUGGGUUGAAUAUAAUUUUACAUAUAUUAAAA
Arabidopsis lyrata subsp. lyrata is the source of this 1284-nucleotide messenger RNA. RefSeq names its product 30S ribosomal protein S17. Gene Ontology annotation, cellular component: ribosome. The transcript has 3 exons. The coding region runs from base 199 to 546 and encodes 115 amino acids. The record is from RefSeq and is a predicted model, not a curated record. Gene Ontology annotation, biological process: translation. Gene Ontology annotation, molecular function: structural constituent of ribosome. Lineage: Eukaryota; Viridiplantae; Streptophyta; Magnoliopsida; Brassicales; Brassicaceae.